Molecule: messenger RNA, 2078 nt
Organism: Mizuhopecten yessoensis (Yesso scallop)
Lineage: Eukaryota; Metazoa; Mollusca; Bivalvia; Pectinida; Pectinidae
Exons: 8
Coding region: 279-1913 (544 amino acids)
Molecular function (GO): dopamine beta-monooxygenase activity; copper ion binding
Source: RefSeq, a predicted model, not a curated record
UCGAUGCCCAUGCGCUGAGGAUGCCACGGCGACGUCCGGAGAUCUCGGACUGUGAAUGGAAUUACUAUACUAAUUAGGCUGAGUGUAUUACACCCAUGGCUUUGAUUUAUUACUCACAAAAUAACUGUAUGACAUAUUUCUGAUUUUUUUUGAAGAAACGCCAAACUACAUGACAAUUUGCAAGUUAAGAUAUAAUCUUUGGAAAUUACAAGCAGGAUAAUUACAACACAACGGAGAUUAUAUAAAAACUGGAAUCCUUUCUACGCCACGUUGAAAAAAUGUAUCGUUUACUCUAUUUUCUUUUCGAAAUAAUAUGUGUGCUUCGCACUGUUCGUUGUUUUGAACAAUACCAGCAUGACAUUCCGAACGGAUUUAACAUCCCGAACCCCUGUGUACCUAAAGGGAUCUGGAAUGGAGUAGGACAUUAUGGACCAGAGGGGCAGGGGCCACAGAACCAGUUCGGCAAGGAUUUCGCGGCGGCAGGAAAGAAAUGGACGAAAGAUUUAUGCAUGAAAGACUCCGACGGAGACGGCAAGGCGAACGGGAUAGAACUUGGCGACCCCUGGUGCCGAUGGACGAAAGAGCAACCAACAUUACUUCUACCCGCCACAUUUCAUCCGGGUAUAUGCGAGCCGUGGGACGACGAGACUUGUCGUAAGCAGAAUGGCUCUGUCGUCUGCCCGGAUAAUCUCAAAUGUGAGGCUGCCUAUCAGCCAGUGGUUGGCCAGUUCUCGGUCCGUCUCAAUCUCACGAGGGUACCAAAAAAGGACUUCACAUACGCCUGCAUGGUUUUCAACGUUCCUGCAAAUGCCAACUAUCAUAUGGUGGAAGCUAAACCUAUCUUCUAUAACAGAAGAGUUCUACAUCACAUGACCCUGUAUGCUUGUGACCCUAUGGUUACUGUCCGAGUGUCAAAAAAGCCGUUUGAAUGUCCAAGAGUGACGACCGCCCCCUGUCAGCAGAUAAUUACUUCAUACAGUACACACUUUCCCAUCACGUGCCUUCAUGAUCACGUGGGUGUCUUGUUCGGGAAGGACGGCAUCAGGCAGGUAGUACUUCAGGUACUGUGGAACAAUCCGUUAGGCCUGGACUACCAGGAUAGCUCGGGAAUGGCGGUGUACCUGACCCCUAACCUGCGGCCUAACGUUGCCGGUUUCGCCACCAUAGAUUCCACAGUGUUCCAGAUCCCUCCAGGUAUUGAAUCCUAUCCGGUCAUGGGAGGAUGUCCUGGAAUGUGUACGAGCAAACGCAUUACAAAAGAGGUGUACAUCGUUAUGGGAAUCAACCAGAUGCAUAAAUUAGGAAGAAAGCAAAGAGUGGAACUAAUAAGAAACAACACUAUAAUCGACUACCUGACGAAGAGUGAUAACUUCGACCCUACCCAACCCGACAUAAUAAGACAUUUCAAUCCCAUCAAAGUACUUCCGGGAGAUUCAAUUCGCAUGAUCUGUGAAUUCAACUCGACGCAGGAGACGAAACCAGUCGAUAGGGGCUUGUCACCGGAUGACGAAAUAUGUCGUGCCCAACUCAUGUACUACCCAAAGGAGAACUGGACCAACCCAACCUGUCUUGGUUACAAGCACGUGCCUUUGUGUCUGUUCGAGACGACAGGGGCAGUUAUGGGCUGUAACUACCAAUCAUUUCUUGAUAGCAUAGAGAAUGACGCCCACUUUAACACAACCAUCGCCACGUGUGGCUCAAGUAACGAAUGCACGGCGCAAUGUCUAUUUUUAGUCAGCAAGGAGCGCCAACAUCCUUGCCUCCGUGGAGAGUUGUAUGAACUAUGGAAUUCCACGCUAAUAAGUCGACCCAAUGCACGGAUGGUCAAUUUGUAUAAGGCUCUCAAACCUUGUGAGAAAUUGUACGAACAAAACGCGCACCUGGUGCCUAGUCGAGGACCCAUAACGCCAUGAAACUGGAUUAUUUCCCUUGGUACUGUUCUGCCAUAGUUGAUGAUUUUGAAAAUGCCAAAGUAGCAUGGAAAAGUGUUUUCCGAACUUACUAUUAUUUGGUUUGGCUAUGUAAGCGAUGAAAUGGAAAUGGCUUCUUGAUUAUAAUAUUAAAAGUACUAUUGGAUA